CCUCAGAUUUCCCUGUAGAAAAUGUAUCUUCUUGUGGAUUACCAAACUAUCAGUUAAAUUAAAACAUAAAAAUAUAAAUGAACGGGAACAAGGAAAAUUUUACUGACAUUCUAUCUUGAAGCGAAGAAAUUAGUAACAAAAAAUUAUGAUUUUUACGAGUGAAUUUAGGCCGUAAAAUCACAAUAGUCAGUUUCAAUAACUGUAACUAGUCGUCGGCGGCUCCUGAAACCUAAGAUCAAUGAUGGUGAACUCGAGCCUUGCGCCGCCGGUGGCGGGAGGAGUGGACAGGCUCGACCCCAUCAAACAAGAAGACGACCACUACAGCUCCUCGUACCUCACGUCAGAGGCUCACAUCGCCCAGCAUUACAGUAACAUCUACGACAAGUCUUUGUAUAUGUCGACAUUACCGCUAAACCAUGACGCGAACACAACUAUUGCAUCCUCGUACCAUCUGCACCACAGCCUUGAGAACAACAACCUCAUUCAUCACCACAACAACAAUUUGGAACAGCCAAGUUACCCCAACGACUUACCUGGUAGCCUGGAUGACAGGAUAAGAGGUGUCACUGAGUCCAUGGAUCAUCAUUUGGAUCACCGAUGCGUUGAAAGUCUUGAUCAUUCCAGUAAUAUAGAAACCGAUACAACUAGAUCACCGUACCAUCAGCACGUACUCGACGUCGGCAGCAACGUUAGCUUGUACAACCAAAAUCCAAUGGAAAGUAAUUUAGAUACAAGGAAUAGAGCUCAGUACUCAGAUCAUUUACUAGGGGUAGAAUCGAGCAUAGGUCGAGCUUCGUACCUAAAUGACAUGCAGCCGACCUCGAACGAUCAUCUAGUUCAAAGCCACAGAAGUCUUAAUAUCGGCAAGCCGUACUCCAACAUAUUUUCUAGAGUCAAUAAUCACGUCCAUCAAGAGUCAGUUUAUUCACCACUAAUGUAUUCUUCCACUGAAGACCAGGACAAAAACAUGGAAAAAUUAGACGACUCGGAAAAGAGACAAGAGGAAACGGAAGAUCCAUUACUAAUUCGUGACGAUGAAAUGUGCAAAAAAGAGUUCACGCCGUCCAGGAAAGGUUACGAGCCAAUGGAAAAUUAUCAGACAAAUUUUAACGGAGUGAACCCUCAUGAAAAUUCGUCAGGGUCUGGAAGAUUAAACAAGUCAGAUAUCGAGGUCUGCCCCAAGGAUGACGAGGAGAAAAUGGAGGAUACGAGCCCCGUCGACGAAGAGCAAACCAAGGAGAAAAUUAAGGAAGAAACAGCCGAAGAUAAAGAAGAUGAGAAGAACGAGAACUUGACUAAGCCGCCGUACUCGUACGUGGCACUCAUCUCCAUGGCCAUCAAAGCCAGCAAGGACAGGAGGCUGCUCCUGAGCGACAUCUAUCGGUGGAUAGCGCAGAACUUUCCGUACUACGCGAAGCAGAAAAGCAAAGAGCAGCAGGGCUGGAAGAACUCAAUCCGACACAACCUCAGCCUCAACGAGUGUUUCAUCAAGGUGGCUCGCGAGGGAGGAGCGGGAGGAGGCAAAGGCAACUACUGGACCCUUGAUCCCAACCACGAGGAGAUGUUUGAACCCGGCAACUACAAACGACGAAAGCGGAUGAAGCGCCAGAACAUUUACCGCUACCCCGGCCCCCACCUCCCCAGUGCCUACGACCCUGCCUUCUACAGGCUCCCGCCGUCUAGCUUCUAUCCGUCACCACACCAUAUCGGUGGAGGCUGGGGCCUGAGUCAAAUGCAGGGCAGCUACGGCAGCCAACGCAGCCACACUCCGCACAGCUACUCCUACUCCCAUGUCAACCAGUUCCACUCGAGCAUGCAGCUGAGUUCCUCCUACCAGCAACUGAGCAGUUCCUUCAGCUCACCUUCAUCCUUCGGCAUCUCUCCCCUCGGCUCGUCUCCCCUCGGCUCGGCUUCCAUCAGCUCAUCAGCCCUCGGGCCGUCGCCGGGCCAAGGACAAAGCUCGGUUUUGUCUUCCACUGAUUGGUCCAGUGGAGGGUUCGGGAGCUCGUUCUCGUCCCACCUCGCACCGCCCCCCGCGCUGCACGGCGGGUGCGGCAGCCCUUCUCUUCCAUCGUUCCCUUCAACUAUCGCCACUCCUUCAGGAUUCUUGGGCCCGUCGGUACUCUCAUCGUCCCCGGCGUCUCAGCACUACGGAAGCCCAGCCAGCAACCACACCGCAAACUCCCCUGCCUCGGCAUCAGGCGGGUUCUCCUCGACCGAACUCAACGGCGCGUGCAAGAGAGACGAGUCCUUGCUGGACUCCUCGGCGGCGCAGUCUGGCGGCCAGUUCUCGACCCUGCCCUCCUACUACUACUGGCCGGAUACUAAACUUUGAAGCAACUCUAGCCUUCUAUCUAUGACUGGCAUGAUACUUAACUUUGAAGCAACUCUAGCAUUCUAUCAAUAUCUGGCCUGAUAAUAAACUUUGAAGCAACUCUAUACUUCUAUCUAUGACUGGCCGGAUACUAAACUUUGAAGCAACUCUAUCCUUCUAUCAAUAGCUGGCCGGAUACUAAACUUUGAAGCAACUCUAACCUUCUAUCAAUAGCUGGCCGGAUACUAAACUCUGAAGCAA
Molecule: messenger RNA, 2575 nt
Organism: Hyalella azteca
Lineage: Eukaryota; Metazoa; Arthropoda; Malacostraca; Amphipoda; Hyalellidae
Product: forkhead box protein O
Exons: 11
Coding region: 239-2335 (698 amino acids)
Biological process (GO): cell differentiation; regulation of transcription by RNA polymerase II; anatomical structure morphogenesis
Molecular function (GO): DNA-binding transcription factor activity, RNA polymerase II-specific; RNA polymerase II cis-regulatory region sequence-specific DNA binding
Source: RefSeq, a predicted model, not a curated record